This is a messenger RNA of Papaver somniferum (opium poppy), 1494 nucleotides long. Its product is annotated as (RS)-norcoclaurine 6-O-methyltransferase-like. The record is from RefSeq and is a predicted model, not a curated record. NCBI's taxonomy places the organism in Eukaryota, Viridiplantae, Streptophyta, Magnoliopsida, Ranunculales, Papaveraceae. Gene Ontology annotation, molecular function: protein dimerization activity; S-adenosylmethionine-dependent methyltransferase activity; O-methyltransferase activity. Gene Ontology annotation, biological process: methylation. The transcript has 2 exons. Bases 70 to 1146 code for a protein of 358 amino acids.
UUCCUAAAAUUCCCAACACACUCAAAAUACACAAACACAGGCUACAGACUUAGAUUUCGAGAGAAGAUCAUGGAUAUCAAAUUAGAAGAUGAAGAACAAGAAAUAAAAUACCAAGGUCAUGUUUGGAACAUGAUCUGCGGUAGUGUGAAUUCAUCCGUACUUAAAUGUACGAUUGUUUUAGGUCUUUUCGAUACAAUUCAUAAUUCAUCCAAACCCAUGACCCUAUCCUCCCUAUCAUCAGCAUCACCAUCUUUAUCUCCUCUCAAAACCGAAAACUUAUGUAGACUAUUAAGAUACUUAUCUCAUAUGAAUCUCAUCGUAAUCAAUUCAAUUCAAGGAAGUGAUGAUACAUUUUCAUUAACAGAUACAUCUAAGUUACUACUUAGUAAUCAAGAAAGAAGUUUGAAGGAUUGGGUUCUUGGUAUCGACGAUCCACUCGCAAUUAACGGGUGGCAUGAGUUAACUGAUUAUUGUUUAUCCCCCGUUGAUGCGCCGGUUCCUUUUGUAAAGAUGCACGGGAAAACCAUGUGGGAGUUUGCUGCAGAUAUCCCUGAAGUUAAUGAGCUAAUCAAUAACUCCAUGGCUUGUGAUACUAAAUUAGUAAUGCCUGCAUUUUUGCAAGGUUGCCGUGGUAUCUUGAAUAAAGGUAUUGUUAAGAAGAUGGUUGACAUCGGUGGUGGUACAGGUGCUGCUAUGAGUUAUGUUGUUAAGGCUUUUCCUGACAUAAAAUGUAUGGUUUUUGAUUUGCCUCAUGUUGUUGCUAACGCACCGGAGAUUGAAGGUGUGGAAUUGGUUGGUGGUGAUAUGUUUGAAUUCAUCCCUCCUGCUGAUGCUCUUUUGUUGAAGUUCAUUCUCCAUAACUGGGAUGAUGUCGGAUGCAUAAAGCUACUAAAGAAGUGCAAGGAGACAAUUUCAGCUGAGCAUGGGAAAGUUAUCAUAAUAGAAAUGGUUUUGGAAGAAGACGACCAAGACAAUGAUGCUUUGACACAAGCAAGAUUAAGUCUUGAUUUAGAUAUGAUGGUAUGUUCAGGAGGAAGAGAAAGGACGAAAGAUGAAUGGAGAAUUUUAGUGGAAGAGGCUGGUUUCAGUAAGAUUGAAUUCAUUUCUAUUUUUGCCAUUCAAUCAGUUAUUGUUGCAUAUCCAUAAAACGAUUUAAGCUAAAAACUCUUCCACUAGCCUCCACCACUUUGCUCAGACCUAGUUCAAUUGACUUUUGGACUAGAUAUCAGCAGGAAUUCCACUGUAUUACAUGGUUACAAGCUUUUUAUCGUAGGUAAAUGGACAUGCGUGAGAUAUUCAUCACGUACGUGUGCCUGUCUCUUCCAGCCAAGUGUGUCAAUAACUGUUUCGUAUAUAUAACGUCUGUUACUGCGACUGUCUAUUCGCUUUGUCGCAGUUGUUGUUUUUAAUCAUGAUAUGCCUCCUAUCAAUUAGCUGUGAUUCUUGUAAGUUUUUUCCCCGCUUUUUAUAGCCGUUAAUAUUUUUUCCCUUGGA